GCAGUGAGGGGGUUAGCUUUCAUUGUCUCUGUCUUUUGUUUUUCUUCUCCUGGCCCCUCCUGCUUCUUUUGACUAUAGACAGGCACAUGGCGUUAAAAAUAAUACCCUACAUAGCUGUGCUAUUUCAUGUUUUUACGUAAUCCCUGUCACCGAAAACCAGGUACUUAUAGUCCAGCAGGGCGAAGGAGAUGAAAGAAGUAAGAAGUGACAGAAGUGCUGGACGACCGAGAUACCCUGCCUCUGUGCUUCUUGCGUGACUUGUGGAAUUAAGCUGUGUGCUGUUAACGCUCUGAGGACAUUUUAAGCAAAACUUUACAAAAGAAAAAGACUGAAGAGAAUCACUUUUACAACAGGUGUAUGGUCAGUCAGGCAGCCAUGAGGAGCCAGCGUGUGGUGGAGAGCGAGUGUCGGUGCUGGAACCCGGCCGUCUGGCUCCUGGUGUCUCUGCUGGGAACCCUGAUCUUGGUGGUCAUCGGUGUGCUGCUACGAUUCGGAGACGUGAAGAUAAACAAACGAGCUUCAUACAAUUAUGACGAGCAAACCUCAACUGGUACGCAAUAUCAAGUACGACUGGUGAACGGAGACAGCAGGUGUCAGGGAAGACUGGAGGUGCUUUACAAUGGCCAGUGGGGCACAGUAUGUGACGAUGAGUGGGACAUUGUGAAUGCUAAAGUGGUAUGUCAGCAGCUGCACUGCGGAAUGGCAGUGCAUGGUAAGAGUUUCGGACAAGGCAAAGGCUCCAUCCUGUUGGAUAACGUGAAAUGCAACGGGAAUGAAAUGGCCCUCAGUGAGUGCAGAAAUAUUGGCUGGGGCAACCACAACUGUUACCACUUUGAGGAUGUGAGCGUUACCUGCAAAGAACCAAAGAAUAUGGCUGGAAGAGGCUUUGGCAAUUACACUUCCCCGACGUCUCAGAGCUCUUUACGUGAUGGCAGCAUCAGACUGGUGGAUGGAAAACAUGCCUGCGAGGGCCGAGUAGAAAUCUACUACCGUAGAAAAUGGGGAACAGUGUGUGACGAUAUUUGGAGCCUCCAAAAUGCCAUGGUGGUUUGCAAACAGCUGGGAUGCGGCGAUGCCAUCUCUGCACACACCAACGCCUACUUUAAACGAGGGACCGGCCCGAUAUACCUGGACAAUGUUGAUUGCAAGGGAAAUGAGUGGGAGCUGAGCACAUGCGACAGCGGAGGCUGGGAGGUUCACAACUGUGGCCAUCACGAGGACGCUGGAGUCACCUGCCAUGGCUUCAGCACUCCGGAGGAUCCUGUUUCCACUGAAUACCAGACAUAUACAGAAACAUAUACCACUGAAGCAACAGAAAGUACUUCAAUUACCACGUCACCAACCACAAAGUCUGUAACCAGAACCACCAAAUCAGCUUCACCACCUGUUCGUUUAAUGAACGGAGACCAUCGCUGUAUGGGUCGUGUAGAGGUCCAAUACAAAAAUGAGUGGAGGACAGUGUGCGAUGAUAACUGGAAUAUACUCAACGCCAAGGUCGUGUGUAGACAGCUUGGCUGUGGAAAAGCUAUAGCAGCCAUGCCCGGUCCAGUCUUUGGCCAAGGUACUGGACAAAUCUUGAUGGACAAUGUGGAUUGCAGGGGCAAUGAAAGGGCGAUAACGGACUGCGACUUCCCAGGGUGGGGUCUACACAACUGUGGACAUCCUGAGGAUGCUGGUGUUAUCUGUGAAGAGAGUGAAAGCACAACUCCUAUAUCACCCAUCACGGCUACUUUUGGCAAGAUUGAGGUCAUAACCUAUGGCCAACCUAUGGGGAGGUCAACUGGUGAAGGAAUGCUGAGACUGGUGGGUGGCCGGGGCCGAUGUGAGGGUCGGGUGGAGAUGUACCUGAAUUUUGCGUGGGGAACGGUGUGCGAUGAUGCGUGGGACCAGCGUGACGCUCAGGUGGUGUGUCGCCAGAUGGGCUGUGGCGAAGUCUUAGAGGUCUGGAACGAGGCUUUCUUUGGUCAAGGGACAGGAGCAAUCCUGCUGGACAAUCUGAAGUGCAUAGGCACAGAGGAGUCUCUGCUGCAGUGCUCUCAUAUCGGAAGGGAUGUGCACAACUGUGACCACAGUGAAGAUGCUGGAGUCACCUGCUCACUGUUAUGAUUUCAGUUUAACCACCAUGGGUAGGAGGUUGUUGUAUCAACUUAUAGGACUUGUGUGCAUAAUGUAAAUAACAGCUUUCAACCUGGUGUAGGAAUACUCCUCCUCCACCACCACCACCACCACCACCAUGAUUACAUAUUAUGACUAUCUAUGCCUAUUAAGCACUUUAUAAAUAAAUAUAUGACAUAAAAUACAAUGUACACCAUUUGUAUUUGAUAACCUGAGAAAAGCAAACCUUUAAAAGCCUGAAUGUCUUUCUUCUCCCAUUAUUUUUACAUUUUCUACUUCAGACCCCAAAUUCAUAACAAAUACAACAAAUAUAUAUAUAUAUAUGGGGAAGAAUGCAAUAAAAUAAAACAUUGUUUAGUCACUGUCUGCAUGUAAUUGUUCAGCGCCUGUGCCAGCAAUGCAGUGACGGGUAGAGUGAUACUCCUACAUGUCACUGGGUGGCAGUCGGGAGCAAAUUGUCACCAGUUCGAAUCCCAGUUCAACUGAGGCCACUUCUGUUAGGACUUUGCUUUCAAAACAAAUGGCAGCUGGGAUUGGCUCCAGCCACCUGCGACCCUCAUGUGGAUGAUAUAGUGGUAGACAAUGAGUGUGAGUACGUGCAAACAGUUAAGCAUACUGGUGUAAACAGUAGUGGAAACACUUGAAACAGUCACUACAUAAAUAGGAGACUGGGGAUGGAAUGGCCCAGCACUCAUAGCUUGUGCUUCAGAAUCAUCCUGAACGCACGCCAUCUCUGGAGCAGAGCUAGUUUUGUCUUAAAUCGAUUUCUUCUGGCCCGCCGAUCAAUUAUCAUUAUAAUUAGCUAUUUCAGUCUGCUUUUGUUAUUUAUCGAUUCAUUUUGUCACAUGUUUUUAUUGUAAACUAAAAUGUAGUUCCAAAUAAAAAAAACCAAACACA
Messenger RNA from Solea solea (common sole), 3012 nucleotides. RefSeq names its product scavenger receptor cysteine-rich domain-containing group B protein (gene ssc4d). The transcript is spliced from 12 exons. Lineage: Eukaryota; Metazoa; Chordata; Actinopteri; Pleuronectiformes; Soleidae. The coding region runs from base 358 to 2106 and encodes 582 amino acids. Gene Ontology annotation, cellular component: membrane. The record is from RefSeq and is a predicted model, not a curated record.